AUGCGAUUCUUUCUUGGGGCACUAGGCCUGCUGUCUUCCACGCUAGUCGUGGCCCAAACUUAUACCGAUUGCAAUCCGACAGAAAAGUCGUGUCCUGCUGAUCCUGCAUUUGGCCAGUCUGACAAGACUUUCGAUUUCACAAGUGGCGCAUCUGAUGCUUUCAAGUCAACUGGAGCCGUCACAUUUGACCAAACAAAUGGCGCAACCUUUACUAUUGCCAAGCAGGGCGAUGGCCCGUUGAUUCAGUCUGGCUGGUACAUCAUGUUCGGCCGCGUGGAAUACACUAUCAAGGCAGCAUCAGGGACGGGAAUCGUCAGCAGUGCAGUUCUGCAGUCAGAUGAUUUGGAUGAGAUUGACUGGGAGUGGCUGGGUGGAAACAACGCCCAAGUACAGACCAAUUACUUCGGCAAAGGAGAUACAAGCUCAUUUAGCCGUGGCGCCUACCACGAAAACCCUGGAAACCAUGACGACUUCCAUACUUACUCCAUCGACUGGACCAGCAGCCAAAUUGUGUGGGCCAUUGAUGGCAAGACUGUUCGUGUUCUCACUCCCGAGACGGCAGAAACCAACCAGUACCCACAAAGUCCGAUGAUGAUCAAGGUCGGCGUGUGGGCUGGCGGUGAUGCGAACAAUGCCAAGGGCACCAUUGACUGGGCUGGUGGUCAAACGGACUACAGCCAAGGUCCUUUCAAGAUGUAUAUGAAGUCAAUGACUGUGACUGAUUACUCCACCGGAACUUCGUACAGAUACGGUGAUAAAACCGGCUCAUGGCAGUCAAUCGUCGCAGAAGGAGGCAAAGUCAAUGGCAACAAAGGUGCCGAGCCCACCUCGACCGAGUCCGCACCUGCAAUCACUGCAACCAUCGACAGCGUCCCGGUUCCCUGGAGUGGAACCCACAAAGAAACCUCAAGCUGGGUUACGCCAAAUGUCUGGCCCUGGGUGGCAUCCGGCUCUCCUACGGCCUUGUCGACAGGAUACCAGUAUGACUGGGAGUCUAUAUCUGCCCAGAACAAGCCACCAGGUGGAGGCUCAAUGAGUGAGCAAUCCCCCGAAUCCUUCACUUAG
Messenger RNA from Penicillium coprophilum, 1065 nucleotides. RefSeq names its product glycoside hydrolase family 16 protein. Gene Ontology annotation, molecular function: hydrolase activity, hydrolyzing O-glycosyl compounds; glycosyltransferase activity. NCBI's taxonomy places the organism in Eukaryota, Fungi, Ascomycota, Eurotiomycetes, Eurotiales, Aspergillaceae. The transcript is spliced from 3 exons. Gene Ontology annotation, biological process: fungal-type cell wall organization; carbohydrate metabolic process. The record is from RefSeq and is a predicted model, not a curated record. Bases 1 to 1065 code for a protein of 354 amino acids. Gene Ontology annotation, cellular component: fungal-type cell wall.